AUGUCCUACUUCGUGUCUCCACAAACUCAUCCAGGUCUUCUGCCUUCUGGCCAAGGUGGGGCUGCUUCUCCAGGCUCAUCCCUUGGCCACUACAGUCCUGUAGAGCCAGUGCUGGUGGCCUCUGGUGGACUAGGGCCACUGAGUCAGAAAGCUGAGCCGGCCUGGGGCCUGGCCCAGGCAAUGCCGGAAGCCAGGGGCUGCCCUGGGGGGGCUAGCUGGGAGACACUGCAGAGGAACGAGUACGGCCAAUACUGCCACAAAGUCCUGCACAGGAGGCAGCCGGAGAGCUUGGGCCGGGAGGAUGGCUGCUCCAGAAGCAGAGCUCCCCACCCCAGUGGCCCCAGCAGGCCAGGGCCCCUGCUACUGUGUGGGCUGUCACCAGGGGUUCUGCCGACGCCCUCUGAGGCCAGGGGGAAGGAGGCUGGCUCGCAGCCUGACAUCUGCAUCCUCACCCUGGCUAUGAUGAUUGCUGGCAUCCCCACGGUGCCCGUCCCAGGCCUGCGGGAAGAGGACCUAAUCCGGGCUGCUCAGGCUUUUAUGAUGGCCCAUCUGGAGCCAGAGGGAGCUGUGGAGGGGGCGCAGUGGGAGCAGGCGUAUGCCCACACAGCCUCCGGGCAGAUGCCCCUAGUGCGAUCCAGGAGGGGCCAGCCUGGCUCCUGCUUGUAGCUGGAUGAAAUAGCACCGGACACAU
Molecule: messenger RNA, 691 nt
Organism: Carlito syrichta (Philippine tarsier)
Lineage: Eukaryota; Metazoa; Chordata; Mammalia; Primates; Tarsiidae
Gene: SPATA25
Product: spermatogenesis associated 25
Exons: 2
Coding region: 1-666 (221 amino acids)
Biological process (GO): spermatogenesis
Source: RefSeq, a predicted model, not a curated record